UUAACGUUACGGUUAGCGUAUCGUAGUAACCAGCUGCUCAUCCCCGGCAAGCUGCAUCAAGCCUCCUAGCCCAGCUGUCCGGUGUCCGGCUAGGAAAAGGCUCAGAUGUGGGACUUCAUAGUUUGUGCUUAGAGGAGUUCUGGCGGACAUUAUCAUGCAGCUGCAGCUGAGAGACGUUUUAGGAGAAGGCCUUAUAGUGUUACAAUGGAGCCAUCGGGAAGUACUACGAUGAGCAACCACACCCUCAACUCAACAGGAGGUGGUUGCCCAUGGGAGGUCAACGACAAGGCCAGACUGUGCCGCUUCCUCUGCUAUGGCUUGGAGGGAGACUUGUACACUGCCAGAGAGGAAGGUCAGGUUAGCAUGGAGUGCGCUGGAGCUCUGCUCUCCCUGCUGCAGGAGGGCCGUGGUGCUGAGGUGGUGGAGGAGAUCAAAAGGUUCACGCAGGAUGGGCGAGCUGUCAGACUCGGCCCCUCCUUUUUUGCCCUGGCUUUGUGCUCCCAGCACUCGGAGCUGAAGACGAGACAGGCGGCAUUCAAAGCCCUGAAGGAAGUUUGUCGGGACCCUGCCCACCUGUUUUCGUUCAUCCAGACCAAGAAGGAAUUGAAAGAGGGUAUGAAGUGUGGGAUUUGGGGACGUGCCCUGAGGAAAGCAGUGUCUGACUGGUACAAUGAGCAAGAUGCCAUGAGUCUGGCUGCGGCUGUGACCAAAUGUAAACAGAGAGAGGGAUGGUCCCACCAGGAUCUGCUCAGGCUCUCUCACACCAAACCAGCUAAUGAAGCAAUUGCCUUGAUCAGCAAAUAUAUAACAAAAGGAUGGAAAGAGGUCCAGACUGCUUACUCAGACAAAGAGAACUCAGCAGAGGUUGCCAAAGUGCUUUCGUAUCUUGAAGUGGUGGAGAAGGUAAAGCACAGUUGUGAUGAAACGGAGGUCAUCAAUUUAAUAGAGGAACACAAGCUGGAGAGGGAACAGCUGCUGACAGACCACCUGAAGUCCAAACAGGUGUGGAGAGCUUUGUUGAAAGAAAUGCCUCUCCAGUCAGUGCUAAGGAUCUUGGGUAAGAUGACAUCAAACAAAAUUCUUGAACCUGGAAGUUCAGAAACGCAAGCUGUAUGUGACAGAAUCCAGAGUGAGACGGCACUAAAGACGGCAAAGAUCCACCCUUUCAGCAUACUCUUGGCUUCUGAAAACUACAAAAGAGGCCAAGGCUAUCAGGGUAAAACAAAAUGGGAACCAGACAGCGGCAUCCUCAAAGCAAUGGACUCUGCUUUUUAUAAGAGUUUUAUGAAUCUGGAGCCUGUGGGUAAACGCUUCGUAGUGGCGGUAGACGUGAGCACGUCACUGAGCAGCAUUGUCCCAGGGACGUCAAUCAGCACUGCUGUCGCUGCUGCAGCUAUUACCAUGAUUUUUGCAAGGUCAGAAGCAGACACACAUGUGCUGGCCUACUCUGAAGGAGCUGUAGUUCCAUGCUCUGUCUCUGCUGACAUGACUCUCGCACAAGCCACAUUUGAGCUGGUCAAGAUCCCGAGCGGAAGCACAGACUGCACCCUUCCCAUCACAUGGGCCACAGAGAAUGGGAAAGCUGUAGAUGUGUUCAUCGUUCUGACCAACAACCCGUUGUGGACGUUUACUGCCAGCCCAGUGGAGUCUCUAAAGAAGCAUAGACAAAAAUCAGGAGCUAGUUCUAAGUUGGUGAUGUGUGGGCUAACGUCCAUUGGACACGCCAUCGCAGACACAGAAGACAGGGGUUUACUGAGCAUCUGUGGCUUUGACCUUGGAGCUUUGAUCGUCAUUCGUAACCUAGCCCAGGAUUUGAUCUAAUAAAGUAUUGGGGCUGUCUCUGAAUCAUGUCGUUAGAGCACAGAAAGAAAUCCCUAAAACAGAACUAAUCCAAAAGAUGCUGACAUUUGCAAUUACAAUUUCUCUUUUUGUAUUAUGUCACUUACACGUCAAUUGACAAAGUGUCCAGCGGGCUGGACAAAACUCUGAAAAUGUUAUGUGCAUAUAUUUUUUUCUAAAAUUUAAAAGUGAUAAGACAUAAUACGUUAUUGCAUAUCAUGCUGUCAAGUUUAAGUGCAAACAGCACUGUUUAAUGCUUUGAUGGACACACUAACACAUACAACAAUGAAUCCACUAAUUUAUAGCAAGAUGAUGGCAGAUUAAAAAGAGGAACAGUGUAAGAGUCAGAAUGUUAGAGGCUUAGUUCAACUGUAGGUUUAUUUUAAUUGGAGUAGUUUCUAGUAUGUAUCUAUGGUAUGAGUUUAGCAGGUUUUAUGUGACGAUAGAGGCAUUUUAUAUUUGAAAGUCCCUCUGUUUUAUGUAGCAUUAUCAUAAAUUAUUAACAGAUAUACUGUAAAUGAGAGGAAUUGAAACAAAGCACCAGAAGUCACUGCAAUGUAUUCUGUUGACCUCAAAUUAUUUGAUUUAUAUGGUCAGAAAACAUUUAUAGGAAUAGGAAUAUUAAUAUCUAUUACACAACUUUUACCUUUAGCAUAGCUAUAGUUUUUAGUUGGUAGUGUUUUCCCCUAAGCCAAUUUUAUUUGAAAACACUGUUGUCUGUUUUGCUCUUGUUGAAUUUAUUCUACAAAAAGAAUACCCUUGGUGCUCUUAAAUGUGUUGAUGCAUUUUGGGGGAAUUAUUUGGGAUUUUCUUUGUGAAACAAUUAUGCCAAUGUUUGGCACUGUAAGUCAGUUUACUGUAAGUUGGAGAGAGUCUGAAUUCUAUGCAUUACAAUUUGGAUUUUACUGUAAUAGUAGUAUAUCCAGGAAGGACAAAUCAUAGCUGUUUAGCUAUGAUUAGCUAAUUGUUUACCAAGACUGAAUCUGCUAGCACAGUCAUGUUUCUGUAUUUUUGAUGUAAGAAUGUUUGUUAUGCAAAGUCUAACAGAUAAUUGAUACCUUCCUGGAAUAAAAUUAAUUGAAUGUAAUUUUGUAAAACAUAUAACGGUAGAUAUUUGAAGUACAAUGCUUUAUAUUUCUUCAAACACUGCUUAUACACACACACUGCUUACAGUGUUUGGGGCCAAUGCAUUUCGGGGAAAUGCAAACAAGCGGCUACAGUGGUGCUUCUUGUUUAGUCAAGAGCAACUGCUGUAAUUACUGACAGCAUUCUGUAAACAUGUUACUCAUCAUUCAUUCUGAUGUAAUUUACUCAUGAUGAAAAUAAAUUCCUGACCAUGUUACUGUGACAGAUUUUUGUCCAUGUAAAUGCUAUCAUUUUCAAUGUUAAGACAAUGUCCACUGUCUUUUUGGCUGACGGUCAAAAUACUAUAAAGCUAAAAUGUGUGUAAUACAUUUGUUACUACGUUUGUAGUUAAAAGUCUAACAUGAGAGAUAGUUAUUAUGAGGUAUGGUAGUUCAUUCAAGUGUUUUACCACCAUGACUGACUUCUUUUUCAUCGUAUUGUCAGUUGUAUUCAUUUUGCUUAAAUGCAAGUACUUGACUGUAGUGGCGAUGUAAACCCCUAAUAAACACUUUGCUGCUCUACAAA
Messenger RNA from Micropterus salmoides (largemouth bass), 3489 nucleotides. It is a transcript of the gene ro60, whose product is annotated as Ro60, Y RNA binding protein. Bases 205 to 1821 code for a protein of 538 amino acids. Gene Ontology annotation, cellular component: ribonucleoprotein complex. Gene Ontology annotation, molecular function: RNA binding. The record is from RefSeq and is a predicted model, not a curated record. Lineage: Eukaryota; Metazoa; Chordata; Actinopteri; Centrarchiformes; Centrarchidae. The transcript has 9 exons.